AUGGCACUGAAAACGAGUCAAUCAAGGGGUGACAGUGCAGCAAUCUCAUUAGAUGCAAUUUCAAUGGAUGGUCUUCCUUCAAAGUUCUCAGUGUGUUGCUCUUGUCCACCAUCAGCAUCUGAUCAGGAAGCUUCCCAGGUUUACAACUAUCUCCAGGUUCCCAAAACUCCUCAGACUGAUCAUGUGAUGAUCAAUGAUGUGCAACGUGAACUUCGCCUGCAGACUACUGAGCGUCUCAAUGAGCAUCAGAGAAAGCAUCUCCAGAGCUUUUGGCAGAACCAAAUGAGGGAAAUCGAUAGCCUUCCAGUUAGUAAACAGAAUCAGCUCCCUUUGACAAAGAUUAAGAAAGUGAUGAAGCUGGAUAAAUCUGUGAAGAUGGUGAGUGCAAGUGCACCAGUUGUCCUGGGAAAAGCAUGUGAGUUUUUGAUCAUGGACAUGACAGUCAGGUCAUGGCUGCGCAAGGAGAGCACAAGGAACGUUCUACUGAAGGCAGAUCUUGCCGGUGCUAUAUUGGACACUGAUUAUUUUGAUUUCCUUGCCGACCUUGUCACCGAUGAUAACACCCAGGAGGAAAGUGAUGAGUAG
This is a messenger RNA of Dioscorea cayenensis subsp. rotundata (Guinea yam), 585 nucleotides long. Its product is annotated as nuclear transcription factor Y subunit C-4-like. The transcript is spliced from 5 exons. The coding region runs from base 1 to 585 and encodes 194 amino acids. Gene Ontology annotation, molecular function: protein heterodimerization activity. Gene Ontology annotation, cellular component: nucleus. Lineage: Eukaryota; Viridiplantae; Streptophyta; Magnoliopsida; Dioscoreales; Dioscoreaceae. Gene Ontology annotation, biological process: regulation of DNA-templated transcription. The record is from RefSeq and is a predicted model, not a curated record.